Molecule: messenger RNA, 4695 nt
Organism: Cuculus canorus (common cuckoo)
Lineage: Eukaryota; Metazoa; Chordata; Aves; Cuculiformes; Cuculidae
Product: inverted formin-2-like
Exons: 19
Coding region: 148-3423 (1091 amino acids)
Molecular function (GO): actin binding
Source: RefSeq, a predicted model, not a curated record
GGCUUCAGUUGUUGGAUGUUCUAGACAAGCUAAGAGACAUAGAGGAAGAGGAUCUGCUUAUCCAGUGUGAUACAUUUGAGGAGUUCAAGAUAGAAGAUGAUGAGGAAUUAUUAAAGAUAUGUGAUGGGAUAAACAUGAACGAUCAUCAUGAGGUCUUUUCAUCUCUCUUUAAUAAACUGCCCUGUCUUCCAGGUGAGCCGCUCUCCAGUAUCUGUCCAGCUGUUGUCCAUCCUUCAGAGCCUGCUGCACUUGGAACCAUCUCAUCACUCCAGCCUGUUGCUGUGGGAGUCCUUGGAUGCGGUGGUGAACAGAGCCCUUUUACUUGCAAAUGACAUCCAAGGGAACACAGUGGAGGAAGUCAUUGAGAGGUUGCUAUCUAUAAAGAAACAUCCAAACAAGCAAAAGCGAGCUGAAAACCGUCUGUCCGGGAGUGCAAAUGGAGGCAUCCAGGCUGAGCUAGAGCCAUGUGCACGUGCAGCUUGGAACCCAGUAGGAUCAUCAAACCCCUCCAAGCCACCAGCAACUCCCUCAGGGCCACACGCCAAUGAGAAGAUAUCGUCGUCCCAGAUCACAGCCUGCUCUGCUUCGCGAGAGACUUCUAAUCCUCCAACCAAUGCUGCUCCUGCACCAGGACCUCCACCCCCACCACCUCCACCCCUGCCCUCUGGCACAGAAGCCAUGACCCCUGCAUCCCCCAUGAUGAAUACACCUCCAGCCCCUCCACUCCCUGGUAUUCCUCCACCCCCACCCCCAUUGCCUAACACGGAGGGUAUCCCACCACCUCCGCCCCCGUUGCCUGGCAUGGUGAGCAAUCCUCCCCCUCCACCCCCAUUGCCUGGCAUGGUAGGCAUCCCACCCCCACCACCUCCAUUGCCUGGCAUGGUGGGCAUCCCUCCACCCCCACCUCCUUUGCCUGGUAUGGGUGCCAACCCUCUCCCUCCACCCCCACCUCCUUUGCCUGGUAUGGGUGCCAACCCUCUCCCUCCACCCCCACCUCCUUUGCUUGGCAUGGGUGGCAUCCCACCCCCUCCACCCCCUUUGCCCGGCAUGGUGGGCAUCCCUCCACCCCCACCUCCUUUGCCUGGCAUGGGAGGCAUCCCACCCCCUCCGCCCCCAUUGCCCGGCAUGGGUGGCAUCCCUCCCCCUCCACCUCUCCUCCCUGGAAUGGCAGGAGAUCAUAUAGAAGCUGUGGUGGCUUCCCAGUUCAGCUGCUCUCUUGGCUCAAGCAGACCUCCCCACAAGACAGUGAAGACACCAACGUUGAGAAUGAAAAAGCUGAACUGGCAGAAGCUGCCCUCCAACGUGGUAAGAGAAAGUCACUCGAUGUGGGCUUCAGUGAGCAGCAGCAGUGAGGAAACCAUAGAGCCCAAUUACACAAGCAUAGAGCAGCUCUUUUGCUUUCCACAACCAACUCCCAAGGAGAAAAUAGCCGCACCAGUGAAGACAGAACCAAAGGAGAUCACAUUUUUGGACUCCAAGAAAAGUCUCAAUUUGAACAUAUUUUUGAAGCAAUUUAAAUGCUCCAAUGAAGAGGUGGCUGCCAUGGUCCAGAACGGAGAUCGGACCAAGUUUGAUGUUGAGGUUCUGAAGCAGUUGCUGAAGUUGCUUCCUGAAAAGCAUGAGAUAGAAAACCUGAAGUCCUUCAAAGAAGAAAAAUCAAAGCUAGCAAAUGCAGAUCAGUUUUAUCUUCUUCUCCUUCAAAUUCCCAGCUACCAGCUGCGCAUCGAAUGUAUGCUGAUGUGCGAGGAGACCACUGUUGUGCUGGACAUGAUUCAGCCGAAAGCUGAAGCCAUCCGGAAAGCCUGCGAAGAUAUUCUGAACAGUCAUCGCCUGCCACUCUUUUGUCAACUGAUUCUCAAAGUUGGAAACUUUCUGAACUAUGGAAGUCACACGGGCGAUGCCGAUGGAUUUAAAAUCAGCACUUUACUCAAACUAACAGAAACCAAAGCAAACCAAACCCGCAUCACGCUGCUCCACCAUAUUCUGGAGGAAGUAGAAAACAGCCACACGGACCUCCUGGAACUGCCGAAGGAUCUUGAAACUGUUUCAAAAGCAGCAGGGAUUAAUCUUGAUAUUAUACGCACGGAGUCCAGCACCAAUUUAAAGAAGUUGCUGGAGCUUCAGCGAAAAGUCUCAUCAUCCAAUGAUGAUGUGAAGCAACAGUAUGAGAAACCUAUCCAGGAUAGCAUCGAUGCCUCCAGAAAGCUGGAAGAAGAAUUUGAAACCAUUGAAAUGAAAAGAGAAGAACUUGCAAAUUAUCUCUGUGAAGACCCAAACAAGUUGUCCUUAGAGGACAUAUUUGGCACCAUGAAGACCUUCAGAGAUCUUUUCAUCCGAGCCCUGAAGGAAAACAAGGACAGGAAAGAACAAGCUGCCAAAGCAGAGAAGAGAAAGAAACAGCUGGAAGAGGAAGAGGGGAAGAGACAGAAGGGAGAAAAUGGAAAAGUCAUUAAGAAGGGGAUGGUGAAGCAGGAGGAGGUGUGCGUCAUCGAUGCGCUGCUGGCCGACAUAAGGAAAGGGUUCACGCUGAGAAAGACAAAGAACAGACACGAGACAGAUGCACUUCCUAAAACUUCACCUGCGGAGAGCCCAGAGGAGAGCCGGACUGGAAAGAACAUUGUGGAUCCACAAGUAGCAGGAAAGCAGAUUGAUAAUGAGACCAAGCAGAACAGCAGUGAUCAUCCCUCAGAAAGCACUCGCCCCUCAACCACUGCCCUGAAGGAGAUGGUUGGAGAUGUUACAAAUGCUUCAGCUUCAGAAGAGGAGUUAUCCAAAACCAGUGCUAGAGGAAAUUUGCCACCAGAGUCCCGGACGGACUCAGUAAGCUUGGUGGAAGCUGACAGAGCCAGUCAGCCCAUGCCAGAUGCCAGGAUGGAGCAGGCAGACAGCUGGGCAAGCCUCCAGCCAAGCACAAAGGGUGGCUCCAUUGCCUUCUCUGCUGCUAACAUAGGUACAGGGAUAAGUUUUGUAAGCAGCAGUUCAGGCACUGCUCUGGGAGACCAACUCAAUGGGUCCAUCUCAGAAAGUCAGGACAAGAAAUGCCCAGCUGAUGGUUCAGAGAGCUACAGGCUUGUGCAGGAGCCAGAAACACGGCCGGGUGAGACCAGAGUUGAACCUGGCAGCUGUCAGUCUGCUCCCUGUGAUGAGGCUCAUCAGGAAGAGUUGAAAGACAUGGUCAAGGAAAACGAAGACCCCGGUACAGAUUCACUGUUGGACACCUCUCAAGAGAAGUCCUUCUCAGAGGAGCCAGCCACCGACUCCUCUUGUUCGGCAACACUCCCACCAGGGCAAACUCACGCUGACAGGGAGAAGCAGAGGCCAUCUGGGAAACGGAGGAAGAAGAAGAGGCACAGCAAAAGCUACUCAGAGGUUGAAACUGAUACGGGAGAUAAUAAAACAAAAAAAGGUUGUGUGGUACAAUGAGGUGUCACAGCAAGGCAGAAGAAAUAACAGAGACCCAGCAAACAACUCGCACGUCCCCGAAGUGCUACCAGCUUCUCAGAAGCCAGGUUCUGCAUUGCCGAAACGUCACCAUGGUCCCUUCUGCCCCACCAGGACUCAACGCUUUUCCUCGUGCAGCCUUUCACUUCCCUGCCCAAGACCUAGAGAGCCUCCCUGGAGACUUCGGCACUGUCAGCCCAUGCCUUACAGCGAGCGCCCGCAGGAACCAGGGAUGGUUCUGUGCAUGGCAGUGUGAAAGGGUCAGACCUCUUGGCCACUGUUGGAAGCCAAGUCUUUCAGCCUGCUCUUAGGCCAAUCUCCUCUUGAAGCAACAGCUGAGUGCAGCCGAAGAGAGGAUCGCAGCAUUUAGCCCUCAGAGAAUUUUUAAAAAUAGCAGUGCCUCAACUAAAUUAAGGGUAUAAAUUAAGCAGUGGCUGUACCAUCACAGGUGGAAGCAUGAUGCUCCUUCUUCUCAUUGCCCACUGACAAUUUAUAUUGGAGCAGGUCCAAGACCUAGAUCAGACAAAUAUAUUUUUACUCUCAAUCAUAAAGCAAGGGAAAGCAGUUACAGGGAAAAAAAAAAAAGGAAAAAAAAGAAAAAAAGUAUGUAUUUUAGUAAGCAUAUGGCCAUAUAAACAGUGUCUGAUUCCUACAUUAUGUUUUCGUGCAAUUAAAUUGAAGCACAUCAGUAGUCAUCUCACAUGCACGGAUGUGUCCAUCAACUUCUGGAGAACCAGGGCCUCAGUUCCUCUUAUUAAAGCAACAGAAAGGGGUUUUCCAGUCUGCUCUGUUGGACACAUUUUCAGUUCGUACUUCAAUAAAUCUCUGGGUUUGAAUGCUGUCAUCAGUUGCUUCCACUCAAAAGCCUUUGUGUUCAAGAUGCAGAAGGUGUAGAUUCAUGCUACUUUUGCUUUAAAACUGGGAAUGUGCAGUAUUGUGUUUUUGAAAUUCAGAGCUUUAUAUCUUGAGUUUUUGUAAUAACAUUGUAUCAUAGAACUGUAAAUAGCUGUCCAUUUAAAAUUAUCUACAUUUGUUGAAUCUGUGGUGUGGUACUGUGCUGAAACAUGAAUCAAGUGGAAGAGCUGGGUGCGUUUAAGAACUAUGCCUUUAUAUGGUAACUCACUGUGGGUAGACUAAUGUUCAGGCUAAAGCUUAUUUUGAUUUGCUUUAAUGGGACUUGUAAUACUGAAAACUUUGCUGGACUAAGUUAGAAGUUAAACCAAGAAUUAAAUCACUGGUUUAUUUUAACCAAAA